AUGUCCGAACCGCACAAUAACAACUCUGACGAGGUCAUCAUCGAGCCCUCCAACGCCUCUCAGCACACGCACACCAUCAUCUUCCUCCACGGUCGCGACAGCCUCGUCGCCGACUUCCAAUCCGAGCUCUUCGAAAGCCAGGCCUCGGACGGCCGCCACCUACAGGACCUCCUCCCGGGCUUCAAAUGGGUCUUCCCGGCCGCCGGCUUGCGGCCCGCGGCGCGCUUCGGCUGCUGCGAAAUGUCGCAGUGGUUCGACAUCUGGUCCGUCGAGGAGCCGGAGCAGCGCGAGGAGAUGCAGAGGGCCGGCCUGGAGGAGAGCGUCGAGAAGGUGCUGCGGCUGCUGGAGCGCGAGGCGCGGCUCGUGCCGUACGAGAAGAUCGUCUUGGCUGGCAUCAGUCAGGGCUGCGCGACGGCGGUGCAGGCGCUGUUGCGGGGUGGACGCAGGUGCGGCGCGUUCGUCGGGUUUUGCGGGUGGUUCCCGUUGAGGGCGGAGACGCUGGCAGGUGCGAGGGGUGGGGUGGAAGGGGAGGGGGAGGGGAGAGCAAGGGGGAUGGGUGCGGCGGUAGAGACGCCGGUGCUACUGGAGCAUUGUACAAAGGAUGAUGUGGUGCCGGUGCGAAAUGGGGAGGUGAUGCGGGAUACUCUGAUGGAGCUGGGCAUGAAUGUUGAGUGGCACGCGUAUGAGGGGUAUGCCUAUGAGGAAGAGGGCCAUUGGGUGAAAGAGCCGCAAGGGAUUGAUGAUCUCGUUGCUUUUCUGAAAAGGGUAUGCUGA
This is a messenger RNA of Lasiodiplodia theobromae, 774 nucleotides long. RefSeq names its product Alpha beta hydrolase fold protein. Gene Ontology annotation, biological process: protein depalmitoylation. Lineage: Eukaryota; Fungi; Ascomycota; Dothideomycetes; Botryosphaeriales; Botryosphaeriaceae. Gene Ontology annotation, molecular function: carboxylic ester hydrolase activity; palmitoyl-(protein) hydrolase activity. The record is from RefSeq and is a predicted model, not a curated record. The transcript has a single exon. The coding region runs from base 1 to 774 and encodes 257 amino acids. Gene Ontology annotation, cellular component: cytoplasm.